Molecule: messenger RNA, 952 nt
Organism: Brassica oleracea var. oleracea
Lineage: Eukaryota; Viridiplantae; Streptophyta; Magnoliopsida; Brassicales; Brassicaceae
Product: cyclin-B1-2-like
Exons: 3
Coding region: 387-638 (83 amino acids)
Biological process (GO): proteasome assembly
Cellular component (GO): cytoplasm; nucleus
Source: RefSeq, a predicted model, not a curated record
CACAGAGAGUUGGUGAGACCAGUAAACAUUAUUUGCCGAUAGACAAAUGGACACAUAAAACAAACACACCUAACAUCCACUAUUAAUUAAUUAGAGACAUGGAGAGUUGGUGAGAGGAGGAAUCAUUAUUGGGUAGUGAGAUGAAUAAAUAAAGCGCAAGAUGUCGUUGGUUCAACAUGGUCGUUAGAGCACCAUUAACGGGAUGUUUUAACACCGUUUCUUAAGUAAUUAGGAAAAAAAAAAAAAUCAAAAAUAGGGGAUAAGCGAGGAAACGCCUCUUAAUUAAGAGGUGGAAGGAACGUCUCCUAAAGGACGCGUGGCGACGCUUGAGUGGGUAGAGAGGAGUUGAACGAAAGCAGAGGUAAAAGGAAGGUAGGCAAAAAAAAAUGGAGUCACCGAAGAAGAUAGCUCAUGAGAUCGGCGGUGUGAAGAGAGACGCUGUUCGGUUUGGUCUGAACGGCGUUAAGAGCGACAUCGUCGGAUCUCACCUAUUCACCUAUUCAUCAUCGGAUCUUCACCCGAGGUUCCAGAGACCUUCUGGACCAAUUCCAUCGUCAAUGCUCGGUUUAGAAGUCUACACAGGAGCCAUUGAUGACUUUAGUUUUGACGAUUACUUGAAUGUAUGCACUAGCAGAUAAGGAUGAAGCUGGAACAGCUGCUGUUAAGACAGUUGAACUCGACGCAGUUCUCGGAGGCCGUGCUGUCCAACACCGGGAAAUCCAGGGUCACGAAUCUGACAGAUUCUUGUCUUACCAAGCGAUCCUCCUGCCAUAUUCUUCUGCUCUGGUGCAGGGAGCUACUAAUGUGUUUUGGUAAAAUCUUUAAUUAACAUCUUCAUUUGAUUUUGAUUACUAGGUUCAGUCAUGUAAUUGGAAACUGUGGUAGUUGCAUUUCCUUUUUUUGUUACUUGUAUUUUUUAUUUGUUAAGAAGUGUUAUGAUGCUCUUUCCAUA